This is a messenger RNA of Bombina bombina (fire-bellied toad), 2928 nucleotides long. RefSeq names its product vacuolar protein sorting 4 homolog B (gene VPS4B). The record is from RefSeq and is a predicted model, not a curated record. Gene Ontology annotation, molecular function: ATP binding; ATP hydrolysis activity. The transcript has 11 exons. Gene Ontology annotation, biological process: endosomal transport; vacuole organization. NCBI's taxonomy places the organism in Eukaryota, Metazoa, Chordata, Amphibia, Anura, Bombinatoridae. Bases 206 to 1540 code for a protein of 444 amino acids.
UUGGUGGUUGGUUGAGCUUCUCGUGACGUAAUCCGGAUGUGUCCCCAGUACACGGAAGUGAGAAAUUCCAAUUUACGUUUUAUAUUUUUUAUACAAACCCGGAAGGGGGGAUAACUACAGAAAUUGCAGUGUUUACUGGGUUAAUACGAGACCACUGAACAAGGAAGAAGGCCUGGGAGACCUCUUGGGAGGAGAUUGAGCGGAAAUGGCAGCAAACGGGUCAAACCUGCAGAAAGCGAUUGAUCUUGCCAGCAAGGCCUCUCAGGAAGAUAAAGCAGGGAACUAUGAAGAAGCUCUUCGUUUAUACCAGCAUGCAGUACAGUAUUUUCUUCAUGUGGUAAAGUAUGAUACACAAGGUGAUAAGGCAAAACAGAGCAUUAGAGCAAAGUGUGUAGAAUAUCUAGACCGAGCAGAGCAGCUGAAAGCAUAUCUAAAGAAAAAAGAGAAAUCGCCCAUGCCGUCAAAACCAGUGAAAGAAGGUGGCUCUACACGUGAUGACAAAGGGAAUGAGAGUGAUGAUGGAGAUGCAGAAGACCCAGAAAAAAAGAAAUUACAGAAUCAACUUCAAGGUGCCAUAGUCAUGGAGAAACCAAAUGUGAAAUGGAGCGAUGUUGCUGGACUUGAAGGGGCUAAGGAAGCCCUUAAGGAAGCAGUUAUUUUACCAAUAAAAUUCCCUCAUCUUUUCACAGGCAAGAGAACACCAUGGAGAGGAAUUCUCCUAUUUGGACCUCCUGGAACAGGAAAGUCAUAUUUAGCUAAGGCUGUAGCUACCGAAGCAAACAACUCAACAUUCUUUUCCAUUUCUUCCUCUGACCUUGUGUCAAAAUGGUUAGGAGAGAGUGAAAAGUUGGUAAAGAAUUUAUUUCAGCUUGCCAGGGAACACAAGCCUUCCAUCAUUUUUAUUGAUGAAGUUGAUUCCCUUUGUGGGUCGAGAAGUGAGAAUGAAAGUGAAGCUGCGCGACGAAUUAAAACAGAGUUUCUUGUCCAAAUGCAAGGAGUCGGUGUGGAUAAUGAAGGCAUAUUAGUUCUGGGAGCCACAAAUAUUCCAUGGGUGUUGGACUCUGCUAUCCGAAGGAGGUUUGAAAAACGUAUUUACAUUCCUCUGCCUGAAGAGCAUGCACGAACUGAUAUGUUUAAGCUCCAUCUUGGGACAACACCUAACAGCGUAUCUGAAGCAGACUAUCGAGAACUUGGAAAGAGGACCAAUGGAUAUUCUGGUGCUGACAUUAGUAUUAUUGUACGGGAUGCCUUAAUGCAACCAGUUCGGAAAGUUCAGUGUGCCACUCACUUCAAAAAGGUCAGAGGGAAAUCGCCAGGUGAUCCGAAUGUUAUUAGGGAUGAUCUUUAUACUCCGUGCUCCCCUGGUGAUCCAAAUGCCACCCCAAUGACAUGGGUGGAUGUUCCAGGAGAUCAAUUAUUGGAGCCAGUUGUAUCCAUGUCUGACAUGCUGAAGUCCCUGGCUAAUACCAAGCCUACUGUAAAUGAACAGGACUUGGAAAAAUUAAAGAAAUUCACAGAUGAUUUUGGACAGGAAGGUUAAAAAAAAUAAGUGUGCAUUUCUUUUCUUGCUUAGAUACUCUUACCUCAAUUUUAUGGAGGUCACCCAAAAUAAUUGCCAAUAAUCUGGUUUAUCUUAGGUAACACAAAGUUAUUCUUGCUUUCAAGUGUUCAUUAACUUAAGUUUGUAAUAUAUUUUCUAAAUUUGUGCUGAAGACAAAAAGAAGAUUGGCGUCAAAUACUGAAAUGUAUGCAGCUGCAAAUCACCCUACAGGAUUCCAUUGCAAUUAGGAGCAGACAAUAUACUGGGAUUUGUUUCUGUAACAAUAUACUGUAUAUAUUUUUUUUUUUUUGGGUAAAGGAAGUGUGAAAAGAGUUAUUGGAGCUUUUUUUUUCUUCUUCUUUGCUGCAAGCAGAUGAUAAACACUGCUACCAAAUAAUAUAUUGCUACAUCAUUCCUUAAAAGUUCCUGGAAUAUUCUGUCGGUAAAGAGAAAUGUUGUGAUAAGUGAGAGGACAUUCCUUUAUAUAAUAAAAUGGCAUAUAUGAGCACUUUGUAAAAAAAAAAAAAAAAAAAGAAUAAAUUACUACAUAAUAUUUGUGCUUUUAAAGAAGCAAUUCAGUCUUAUUUGGUUUCAGGUUUUCCUAAAGAAUGUUUUAUUUUUUUAUGUUAGUCUUAUAAUGUUUUACUAUCUGUUUUUGCUGAAGAGGAAAAAAAAUCAUGUUUCCCAAUAAGUAGCUACACUGCUAUUUUUGAGAAAAAAAUAUUAAGUUGUUAGACUUGACUGCAUCACUAUAUAUAGUUUUUGUAUAGUUGAAUAUAAAAUUUAGUUAUAUUGCCUUCUUAAGGCUUUCUGAAACCUAAAUACAGGCUUAAGGGGAAAGUAAACAUUUAAAUUACUCAGAUUGUUGAGCUGUGUUUUUUAAGAUGCCUUUUUUUGCUUUAGGAAAGCAGAGCAAAAAUACCUAAGCUCUGAUUAUAUAUUUAGUAUUUACAUAUUCAGCAGUGUGGCAGAAUUUUGAAGUCUGCUACCACACUUGCAUUGUCAGAAUUGUGCCUUGUAGUUAAAUUUAAGGGGAAAAAGUGUAAGUAUGCAGAAUGCAAUACAUUCUAUAUUACUUGUCAUGCUUAAAAUAUAUAGUUCUUUAGCGAUGAUCACUAUCAAGAAAUCUGUAGUGUAUUUAGUACAUAAAUAGUCCAACACUCAACAGGUACAGGAGAUAAUGUUUUUAGGUUUGUGUUACCACUUAUGGGAUUGGGCUUCAGCUUUUUGUCUGUUUUAUCGACCGCCUUUGUGUAAAAUCGUAGAUCAGAGAUUUAUUUUACUCAGUCACUACAGAAUUUCAUCCUAAACUUUUGCUUAUUGACUUUCGUUCAUUGACUCUCGUGUCUGUCAUUUUGGUUACCUAUUAUUAAAAUGUUGUAGAAAAA